CACACUGGAGCGGAGACACACAGGACGCGUUGGCGGAUGUGCAUUGUCAGUGCUGUGCGAGUGUGCGGAGCUGCUGCGGGAGGAAGGGUUUACAUUUGUGUCUGUCCGACUCUCUUUAAACAAUAACUAAUCCCCAGUCCGCCUUUCAGAUAAAUACCUGUACCUCUCGUUUCUAAACUGGCAUAUUGUUUACAUCCAGGGGAUAACCUGCAGUGGGGAAAAUAACCGCCAUUUUACCGAAUAAAAAACACGUUUUCAGUGACAGCAGCUGCACAACAUGGCUCUGAAAAGAAUUCACAAGGAGUUGAAUGACUUGGCACGUGAUCCACCGGCGCAGUGUUCAGCUGGACCUGUUGGGGAUGACAUGUUCCACUGGCAAGCCACAAUAAUGGGACCAAAUGACAGUCCUUACCAGGGUGGAGUGUUUUUCUUGACAAUUCACUUUCCCACAGAUUAUCCCUUCAAACCACCAAAGGUUGCAUUUACAACAAGAAUCUAUCACCCCAAUAUCAACAGCAAUGGCAGCAUCUGUCUGGAUAUUCUGCGCUCGCAGUGGUCUCCGGCACUCACUAUUUCAAAAGUUCUCUUGUCCAUCUGCUCACUGUUAUGUGAUCCGAAUCCAGAUGAUCCUUUAGUGCCCGAGAUUGCGCGCAUCUACAAAACCGACAGAGAGAAGUACAACAGAAUAGCUCGGGAAUGGACACAAAAGUAUGCAAUGUAGUAUUGGAGAACUGUGGAUACACCUCUACAACGAUGGAUAGGGGACUUUGAAAGAAAACAAAUCGUUUUGGUUUCCAUUUGACUGCUCUCUAUGAACCCACGCCUCCUCUUGCCCUGUGCACAUGCUUACCUGACCCAGCAGGGCUGUGUUGUACAUAUUUACCCUGUACACAUGCUUAUCUGACCCAGCAGUGCUGUGUUGUACAUAUUUACCCUGUACACAUGCUUAUCUGACCCAGCAGUGCUGUGUUGUACAUAUUUACCCUGUACACAUGCUUAUCUGACCCAGCAGUGCUGUGCUGUGUUGUACAUAUUUGCCCUGUGGACAUGCUUACCUGACCCAGCAGGGCUGUGCUGUGUUGUACAUAUUUGGAACAGCAAACUUGCAAAUACUGUGCUCCCUGUAUCUUGCUAUUUUGGCAUCGCACACAGAAGUGUGUGAAGGGCCAGUUGAUCAGUUGUAACAAAGAGUUGUGAAUCUAAAAGCAUUCCUUACCAUUUUAAAUUGGGGUACUUUGAAAUGUGUUUUUUUUUUUCUUUUCCUGUGCUUCCAGGCAAUAUUUUUCACUACUAAUCGGUGGGAGGGAGAUGUAUUUUUGUAUAAAUUAUCAGGAAUUCUGUUAAACAUAGCAGGUUAUGAAUAGAAAGAUGGUCUUCGGUUUGUUUUUGUAUUGCAGGUAAAUUCUGAAGGAAUUAUUUCUCUUUAUUUUUGCGUAAAUGUCAUGACCAGGAAUAUACCCAUUAUACCCACAUCCAAUAAAAAUGCAGGUUUUGGUCAAUAGUUGUAUAAAUAACCAAGCUAUUAGUUUUUCCUCUACCUUUUUGGAUUGCAUUUUGCUUUCAGGUCAUUAGUAUUAAUGGCUCAAAUUCCACUUUUAACUGCUCUGUUCUUUCUGUAUGUGAGGGUAUGGAUUCCUAUGAAAGAAAAAGUGUGUAUAUUUCAUGACCUGAAAGCUCAUUGAGCUUGUGUGUUUCAAUAUGAUUAAACUGUGUAAUAAACUGAUUACUAAAGUUG
Messenger RNA from Acipenser ruthenus (sterlet), 1735 nucleotides. RefSeq names its product ubiquitin-conjugating enzyme E2 D2. NCBI's taxonomy places the organism in Eukaryota, Metazoa, Chordata, Actinopteri, Acipenseriformes, Acipenseridae. Gene Ontology annotation, cellular component: nucleus. The record is from RefSeq and is a predicted model, not a curated record. Gene Ontology annotation, biological process: ubiquitin-dependent protein catabolic process; protein K48-linked ubiquitination. The transcript has 7 exons. Bases 278 to 721 code for a protein of 147 amino acids. Gene Ontology annotation, molecular function: ubiquitin conjugating enzyme activity.